Molecule: messenger RNA, 1860 nt
Organism: Trichoderma breve
Lineage: Eukaryota; Fungi; Ascomycota; Sordariomycetes; Hypocreales; Hypocreaceae
Product: protein kinase domain-containing protein
Exons: 5
Coding region: 1-1860 (619 amino acids)
Biological process (GO): protein phosphorylation
Molecular function (GO): protein kinase activity; ATP binding
Source: RefSeq, a predicted model, not a curated record
AUGGCUGAUGACGAGAGUCUCGCGUCGGACUACCAGGUGCUGGAGGAACUAGGCCGCGGAAGUUUUGGAGUUGUUUACAAGGGAAUCGAUAAGAUUACCGGAGAGACUGUGGCCAUUAAACAUAUUGAUCUUGAGUCCAGCGAUGAUGAUAUUCAAGACAUUCAGGCCGAGAUUGCUGUCCUCAGCACCUGCGCCAGCCCCUACGUGACCCAAUACAAGGGUUCGUUUCUGCGAGGCCACAAGCUAUGGAUUAUCAUGGAGUACUUGGGUGGCGGAUCCUGUUUGGAUCUGUUAAAACCGGGAAACUUCACUGAGGCACACAUCGCCAUCAUCUGUCGCGAACUUCUCUAUGGAAUCCAAUAUCUGCAUAGCGAAGGCAAAAUCCAUCGUGAUAUCAAGGCGGCAAACGUCUUGCUGUCAGAUAAUGGCAAGGUGAAGCUGGCUGAUUUCGGUGUCGCCGCCCAGCUCACCAACAUCAAGUCUCAACGCAACACCUUUGUGGGCACUCCGUUCUGGAUGGCUCCUGAAGUAAUUCAACAAGAUGGCUACAGCUUCAAGGCCGACAUUUGGUCUUUGGGCAUUACUGCAAUGGAGAUGGCCAAUGGAGAACCUCCUCUCUGUCACAUCCACCCGAUGAAAGUGCUCUUCCAGAUCCCCAAAAACCCACCACCACGACUGGAAAAUCGCUUUAGCAAGGAAUUCCGGGAUUUCGUGGCCCAGUGCCUAACCAAAGAGUGUGGUCGUCGGCCCAGCGCUAAGGAGCUGCUUCGGCACAGAUUUAUUCGCUCGGCUGGUAAAAUCGAAGCUCUCCAAGAGCUAAUCAUGCAAAGGCAAAUGUGGGAUGCCAAUCAAAAUCGCCAAAAGCAUCCGAUUUACUAUCAAGAAACUCUUCAAACAAUCUCAACCAAAAGUGGCAACGAUGAAGCAUGGGUGUUUGAUACGGUGAAGUCCGUAGUCCCACCGAAGCGGCCAACUAUCAAGCAUCAUCGUAAAUCAUCGUCUGUACUCUCAGCUGCCGAGGAAGGAUUUCGCAAGUUGGACAUCAAUGAAGGCCCUCUGGGUUCUUCAUCACCUUCGUCACCAGCUGUUAGCACUAUCCGAAAGUCAACAGUCCGGCGUGCACCUUCCAUCAUGCAAGUUCCCGCGUCAUAUGCCAACGGCUCUCCCCGUGGCUCAAUCAUUGCUCCUAAACGACCUCUUCAGCCCGACAUGUCUUUUGGCAAUUCGGGAUCGACUAUGCGUCUGUUUCAAAGAGUUCCAUCAGAUGAACCGGCCGGUGCGCUCGUGGUCAGAUCCACGACCCCAGAUGAUGACGUCUUUGUCGACGAGAAUGUUCCCCCACCCGCGGCUACGCCGGUCGAGCCCAAUAGCAGAGAAGCUCUCUUGGGGCGAAGACUAUACUCUAAGGCAGUAGAGCCCACUCUUGCAGAGCUUCAUGCGCAGACUUCUACCAUGGCAAAGCGGGAGGCGCUGGCCAAGCUAUCCGAAGCCUUUGCAGCAUUGGACGCCGUCGAUCCGGAGGGAUCGUACCAUCUUAUGAACAACCUCAUCACAGCCAUGAGCCAGGAUAAUAAGUUGAACGCAUCAGGAACAGUGGUCGUCAAAACCUCGACUCCGUCACCGAGCCCUGCCAAAUUGGCGCUGAGCUCCUCCACAAACCCUAAUUUCAGGAGCCAUCGCCGACGCCAACUCGAGUCACCUGUAUCAAAGGAGAGCCUAAGAGAUCAGGACAAACAAGCUAUCGAAGACAAAUACCCUGGGCGGGAAACCCAGUCAGGUAUGGAGCACUGCAAGCAGUUGUCUGACGUGCUGUACAAUCGGUGGGCUGAUGGCCUGCGGAUCCGGUGGCCGGCUAUAUGA